Messenger RNA from Coccidioides posadasii C735 delta SOWgp, 3777 nucleotides. The record is from RefSeq and is a predicted model, not a curated record. Lineage: Eukaryota; Fungi; Ascomycota; Eurotiomycetes; Onygenales; Onygenaceae.
AAAUGUCCAGGAUCUUCAGCAAUAUAAUUCAAUAAACCCAUCGGCCUUUAGGUGGCAGGAAACCGGGUAACGGGAGCCUUUCCGACAAGCGGCGAUCAGAUCUUCGCCCUGGCUUGGUUUUGCUUUUGUCGUUAUUUCUUUUUUUUAUUUUCUUUUUUCUGGACUCGCCAGCCCAAGCCAUGGAGGGGGAAAAAGAUUCCUGAGCUUCCUGCAGAGGCUUAAAAUAAUACAUAUAUAUGCGGCAACCCGUGUCUUGUGCCCGGUGAAACUAGAGAGAUGCAACGUAAUUGUUGAACGUGUCCUUGAGUUCGUUGUCGCGAUCAUUUCUGGAUUCGCUUUUGGGCCUUCUCUUGAGGCUUCAUAUUUAGGAUUCGGUGCUCGUAUCUCUGAUCCACAACGAUUAUGUGCAGCUCUGCAGCUCUGUGAGCUCUUCCCAUGCAUUGGCACGGAUUCACCUGAACGUGCCCCAAAGCCUUGUCUCGGUGGGUCGUGCGUUCCAAUUGCGUGAGCCCUUGAGGGUUAUGGUAUGUGGGAUUUCUAUGAGUGGUUCGUCUCGAGCGACUGCUUGAUGCAUGGGACCGCUUUACAUACGCUUCUGCAUAAUGCCCCUGUUUCUCACCGCUGCUAGUUGGUUCUUUUUCACUCAUGUGAUAUCGAGCAGGGAAGCGGCUCUUGUCGGUCAAAAGGCCUGGUGAAAGGAACCGUUCUUGCUCUCUGGAAUUGCCAAAUUCAUUUGGUUUCUGCUGUGCUCUGUAUCUCCUCCCUCUGUUCCUGUCCGGCCUGCGACCUCUGCUGCGGGUAUAUAAAGAAGGGCGGCCUUGACGGCGGUGUUGGUCGGAGAGAUGGAGACUUUCGGCGAGGAAUUGGUAUCGCUAGGAGAGCUAUUUUCGCACGAGACAUUAAAGGCGAGAGACAGAGACAAUUGCAAAUACACCCCCAGAUCAGCAGGGUCUGUGCAGAGACCUCAGAGAUCGGAAGGCCUACUGGAGUUAGUUCGAUUCUUCACUGACCACAAUACGCCUUUUCCAGAGGACAACUGUAUGGAUCUUGGUAGCGGGAGCGUCUCUGACUCUUGGGCCUCAAAAGGGCUCCAUACGGCAAAGAGAUGGAAGUCACACGAGGAUCUUGCCGGUCAGAGAGAGUGGCAGAAACCUGGGGUUAAGUGGAAGAAAGAUAGAAGCAAGCAUUCUACCUCCAGCUCGGCGCCCGACGAAAAGCCCCCGCCGCCGAUUUCCAAAGAUAUCAAAGUGCCCGACAUGCUGCCGGUGCCAGCUGCCCGUUCAAAAUGUAUGCUUGGUGAUGUUGACUGAAUGCUUUUAUGCUGGUGUAGGAACACUACGUCCCACCAAAGCUCUGUCUGAUGAUAUGUCUAUAAUUUUAGGUCACGCAACCUCGAUGUGGACGCCGCCAACUCUAGAGCUACCGCCCACGCCCUCGUCCUCUGAGUUCAGCCCGGCGACAGAGAACCGAGAAUAUAAGCAUACCAAGGCCGACGACCUUGAUACCACGAGGAAAGAAGCUCAAGGCCGCCUGUCGGCGGAACCAAAACUAGAAGAAAGGAAUAUCGAGAUUGGAAAUAGCAGUGCAGUUCAAAAACCAUGUCCUCCACUACCUGGUGAGACAUCAGAAGGCCUGCAGGUUAAGCUAUCACAACACCAUAGCAACUCUUUUUCUAACAAUCAUGAUUCUCCUAGAAAGGAGUCUGAGUGUGUGAGCAAGAUCAGGGAGGUACCGAGCAGGAUGUCUGAACCUCACAAACGAGAUGGCAUUUGUGUUGCUGGCUCUCACCAAGCACACCUUGAUACAGCAGCUCUGCUCCCUGUCUCUCAAAAGUCACCCUACAUUGAUGUACAGUAUCUCCCAAGACGGACAUCAAGCAAGAGGAAUCAUCCACGUGAACAAACUGACACUGGUUACCUCUCACGACCACUCUCUCCAGAAGAUCUUAUAUCCUGUUUCCAGAAACCACCAAAUGUGAACACUCCAACCUCAGACACAGAGACCUCCCCUCCAUUGGUUCGCUUGCAAACAAAGAAACGUCCUAUCCACCAGCCUGCACCUCUCAUAUUAUCUCCAGAUUUCCAAAACGAAAGCUUUAUGGAAACCUUGCCACCAACGCCAGCAACACCAUCGUGCACCAUGGCCGAAUCACAAACUAAAUUCGCUCCCUCAUAUGCCAAUAUUCCGAGAGCCCCUCUUCCGCCAACACCUUCUGAGCCUUCUCCACGAAGCAAGGGUACUGGAAGCAAGAAAGCACGCAAACUAGCUUCAAAAGCCUCAUCUCUGUGGCCUCCAAGGCUUAAUCUCUACCCGUCACGCGAAAGAGUCACCAAAACCGAUAUUAUGAGUCCGUGGCGAGGGAAUGCUUUUGCACAGCUGAGUAGUUUGCCAUCUUCUCCGACAGUCCCACUGGAUCCGUCAGCUAAGCUCCAAGAAUUGGAACGCCGCGCUAGCGAGGCACAAAAUUUGCCGUCGCGAGGAAACGAUACGAUGACUACAACGAGUUCGGUAUCGGAUUCGACUAUCGAGAAUAAAGCGAACGAGGACAUCGCUACUAAGGACGGUGAAAGUAGUGCAAAUCCAAGCCCGAAGCGUCAGAGCGAAGCUACAACUAUUACUGCUCGUCUAACAUCACCAGAUCUACGAAAACACCCUGGAGAGCCUCCGAAAAUUCCACUGCCAGCAAGUCCCCCGAAAUUCCGUAACCAGUCCUCCUCCCCAAACAAGGGAAGCGUCGAUAAGCUCGAAUUUGCAGCAAGUCAGCGACAACCACAGGUUCCUGCCAACCCGACAGUGGACGACAAGAACUCCGAACGUAUCCUAAGUCCCAAAACACCCAACUCAACGAAAGCAGGGCAUUCUGAGGCAACCAUUCAUAGACACUCCGAAUCAUCCUCUUAUAACACCCGCGCUGCCAAAGUCCACAUUCCACGUUCAUCCUGGGACAUGGUCGACAUUGGUAUCACUUCUCGCCCGGUCACUCCAUCGUUGCCCUCAUCUGACGAUGAAAAAGGAGUUUAUGCAUACUGCGGCAGUGCGUCUCGUUCUAGAAAAUCUCGCAGACGGCAUGAUAAUGACACCCAGAGUCCCGAUCGGUGUAUCAUGUCUCCUAUUUCACGGAAGAAAGACAGGGAUGGUCAGGGAAGUGACAAUCAUCUUAUCACUUCACGGCCUUCGACACGUGGCUCAUUCGGCUCCUCGUCUCCUCGAGCAGAAUCGCUUUUGGUUCAGCAGCUCCAGGAGAAGAUUGUCAUUCUUGAACGACAGAAUAAAAUGCUUCAUGCCGCUCUGUCUGCUGCACUUGAUAUUGGGGGUACAUAUGAUAUGAACCUUUCACGUAAUACAAACUUUACACACACUGAGGCGACGCCAGCUGGUGUGGGUAGCGGGGGUAGAUUGCCAAUGGGUAAUCACGUCUCUCCAAGUACAGAUACUGGUACCUUUAAUGUUGGAACUGCGGAGUGUCACUAGUAACUGUGGUGUGAGUAUGGCAUAUCAACAGUGGUUUGCAUGAUGACUAGGAUAAUGGGUCCACAGCUUGUCAAAAAAGAAAAAAAAAAGAAAAAAAAAGAGAAAAAGAGAAAAUAUUCCUUGUUUGAAUGAUGUAUGUACCUAAGCGGGCUGAAUCACCUGAAAAUGCUGUUUCAUCCACUUUGAGAAUUGGUGGUGGCAGAGCCACAAAUAAAGCAGCGAGGCGACAAUCGGGAGCAACCUCUGUAAACCACCUUGGAUGCUAAUAGCACUGAAUACACAAUGGAUAAUUUUAUGGCCUUGUCA